CCACCACCACCAUCGUCAUCAUCUCAAGCCUGCAUGCACUUGCCUCUUUUGCUGAAACACCUGUCCCAUCGCUGCGUCAUUUAUCACUAGCAACGCGCAAGCACGCAUUCGCCCCCCCCAAAGAUGCUGCUACCCAUUUUGGGCCUGUUGACUCUCAUCUUUGCAAUCGGCUUUCAACUCGUCUUGAGCCCUUUGCUGGCCAACUUGGGAAUCAUCAAACGACAAGUGGAGAGUGUGAAUAAUGCAAGAUGUCGAAAGAUUGAUGCUCUGCAAGCUUGCGAGCACACGUGGUUGCACGAGCCAAGCGGCUUGCUUUACGCCGCCUGCUCGGAUCCUGUCAAGAGGAGUUAUUGGACACCCGCCAACAACAAGCGCGAAGUGAAAGAACGGCCGCGCAACGACUAUCUGGCGAUAUACGACACGAAUGCCGGCACGACUCGAAAAGUGUCGCUGGUCGACUUUGCGUCGGCGGGCAAUCAUGGACAAGCAGAGAUCAAUGUACAUGGAUUCGACAUUCAUGUGGGCGAGCAGAGUGCAGAUGUUGCGCCAAGGCUGGACAUUUUUAUGAUCAAUCACCGACCACCUCUGGGCGAAGGAGGAAUCGAACUGGAUGCGAACAAGGUGGGAGCCAACUCCACCAUUGAGCAUUUCACUUCGAAUCUUGGAGGACGUGAGGCGCAAUACGUCAAGACUUACUUUGACGAAGAGAUCAUCACCACGCCCAACUCGGUCGUAGCGACAUCUUCCAACAGCUUCUUGUUCACAAACGAUCACGGCAUCGACAAGGCUUCGCCUUUGCGCCUCUUGAAUCCCUUUGUGCCGCUGUCCAACAUUGGAUAUUGCAAUGCGCGCAGAGGAUGCAAAGAGGCCUACUCUCCGCUCACCUUUGCAAACGGAAUCACGAGAGGCACAGCGCAAGAUCAGUACUGGGUAGCAUCUAGCGCUGAUGGGCUUUUCAAAUCCUUCGAGUUGCAAGCGGACGGAUCUUUGGUGCUGGGCGAUUCGGUCAAGGUGGGCAUGUCGGUGGACAAUCUUUCGACGGACAGCAAAGGUUCCAUUUGGGCCGCUGGCCUGACCAAGGCUCUUCAAUCCGUGCACUACAUGAACGAAUUUGGAGCGAUCAAAAGCAGCGAUGCUGCUGCUGCUGCCGCCGCCAAAGCUCCAUCGACGGGGUGGAAAUUGAGCUUGAAUGAUGGGAAAGAUGCAUUGUUUGGACAGAAGUGGAAGGUGGAGAAAAAGUUCGAGGAUGAUGGGAGUGUGGCGCCGGCUCUCACUAUGGUCGUGCACGACGCUACGAGGAACAAGCUCUUCCUUUCCGGUCUAUCCACGCCCUUUAUUCUUUCUUGCGACAUCUACGAAUGAGCAUCCAGGCAGGCCAAGCGUGGUGAGACCUUGAGGUGCGGAUUUCAAAGAAGGGAGGGG
This is a messenger RNA of Ceraceosorus guamensis, 1422 nucleotides long. RefSeq lists its product as hypothetical. The record is from RefSeq and is a predicted model, not a curated record. The coding region runs from base 124 to 1362 and encodes 412 amino acids. Lineage: Eukaryota; Fungi; Basidiomycota; Exobasidiomycetes; Ceraceosorales; Ceraceosoraceae. The transcript is spliced from 4 exons.